CUUCCCUUAUCUUGUUCUCCACUGUGAAGUCUUUUCCAGAGCUUGAAAAGCAAGGCUGUUUUCAGGGCAACUAGGGAGGGGGGGGCUUGUUUGUAGUAUUGCUCAUCUGAUCUCCUGACCGGACACUUGUUUGCUCCCCCACCCCUCGCGCACCCCUCGCCUUCUUGCUUAAACUUCUUUUCCCCACAGCGUUUCCAAGGCUGUAGUAGCAGCGCCCACCCAGGCUUGCGGACAACUCUAGAGACUUUCUUUACACAGCGCCCAUCAGGGAGCAAGGCAACAUCUACAAGCCCAAUAACAAGGUCAUGGCAGAUGAAAUGAACGAGAAGGAGUUCCACGACGUCCACACCAAGGAAAUCGACCUGGUCAAUCGAGACCCCAAGCAUCUCAACGAUGAUGUGGUCAAGAUUGAUUUUGAAGAUGUGAUUGCCGAACCCGAGGGAACCCACAGUUUCGAUGGGAUCUGGAAGGCCAGCUUUACCACUUUCACAGUGACAAAAUACUGGUUUUAUCGCUUACUGUCUGCAAUCUUUGGCAUUCCCAUGGCUCUCAUCUGGGGCAUUUACUUUGCCAUUCUGUCCUUCCUCCACAUUUGGGCAGUGGUGCCUUGCAUCAGGAGCUACUUGAUUGAGAUCCAGUGCAUUGGCAGAGUUUAUUCAAUCUGCAUUCACACUUUUUGUGAUCCGCUCUACGAGGCUAUUGGCAAAAUAUUCAGCUCCAUCAGAGCAACAGUACGGAAAGAAGUGUAAUUGACGUUUUGAGGAGCCUGAAGAAAGGGUCUUCUCCCCAUCCCCAUUUUUAGCGCCAGUCCCGAGGCUGUCAACAGUGAAUAGAGUGACCGGCACACAACAGCAUCAGCUAAUGAAGCAACCAACCUGAAUGCAGCAAAGAAUCAUUGCCCAGAUUUCCUUACUGCUUAAUCUCUCCUGGAUUAAUAUUCCCUCUUUUCAGGAGGGAAGCUGAUCUGCAAUUUUUUUAAAAAGCCAAGUUUUGAUUCGUGUUCUCCCGUUCCUAGCUACCAAUUGUUCUGCUGACCCUUUGAUGAACCGACUCUCGUUCUGCUGACCCUUUCUGUUCAUUUGUUGCAAGUUAAAUUCACGACGAUAUAAAAAAGAACUGAAGCAUUGCUUUCCAGCGCUAUAAAGCUGCACUUCAUUUUACUGUGAGCACACACACACACACACAAAGGGUCUAAAGCUAUUGCAGCAUAAUGAAUGUGACAAGUUGGCAGAUUUUAAAUGAAAUGGUUCUUCUUUUCAGAUAUAUUGUCAGCCAACUGUAGUGCCUUACUGUAGUGGGCCAUAUCUAAAUACUACACGCAGAUAAAUCUAAGUAAAUAAUUAAUAUAUAUAUGGUCAAAAGAAGAGAGAAGAGAAACCAAAUGCCUUUAGAAGGAGAGUAUCAUCAGCUCGGGCAACUUGCCCACAAAAAGCUACAGCUGUUGCUUCAUUUUGUUUUGUGGUCUCUCCUGAAAGAUUUCUGGUAGAUCUGGUAUGUCACCAGAAGGAGUACAUAAGGAGCCACCUGUGCCUUUGCAUAUUGAAUCAUUCAUCAAAUCCAAUAUCAUGAACUCCUGAUCGGUGGCUUUUGCAUGUGGCACUAGAUCACCUGCAGAGAUCUGCCCCUUCUGCCCAAGGCCCCCUUCACUGGAGAUGUUCGGGAAAGAGCAUGGCGCCUCACAGAAACUCCCCACAUAUGUUUCAUCACCGAGGUAUAACUCUGACAGAUUUCAGCAGACAACAUCAAAAUCCAAUCCAGAAAUAUAUUGGGGAUUUAUUUUCUGUAACUACGGUGUACAUGUAAAAGUGCUUCCAUCAAAAAAUGUCCAGUGGUGCUAUCCGUAUUGGAUGAUAAUUUGUCCCAAAUCUAAUAUUAAAUGAAUGCUAUAGUACCCGUGGUUUGUUUUGUUUAUGUGAAGGGCCAGCUUUAAAAUCCCCUUGUCAGCCAAGGUCAGCACGUUGCUGGUACAUUCACGCUUUGCAUACUUUUCACACUAAUCUACCACAAGAGUGGCUUUAGCAGUACUACAUUGCGGUUCACUUUUUUCCCCCUCCUAAGCUGAGCUAUUCAUAUCAAUCAGGAAGGCUUCAUGGAAUUAUUUUGUGUGAAAUUGUCAGUGACUGAAACAUUCAGAAAUAAAGCCUUUGCAACAUGCUGUGACCAGAUUGGAGAUUUUACCCUCACUGUACAUGUAACUGUGGUGAGGGAAUAUUUUCUUUGGUUUUUCCUGAAUCUGUUGUUUCUUCUUUCAAAAAAAUAGCUGUGAGGUAGAGUUAGCUGGGAUAAACAUGUAUCCAAACUGAGGAAUUUCAAGGCCUGAGCUUCCUUUUAUUGGGGGGUCAAUCCCAAUGAAGGGUUUGUCUGGAACCUUAGCACAAAACCUGUAGUAGUUUCCAGAUACAUUAGUGAUAAUACUUUGCAUAGUUCUUUAUACAACAUGACUGCUUCAGCUUUUUUUUUCUUUAAAGCACACUUACCAGUGCAAUCCUAAACAUGUUUACUUAGAUGUAUGCCCCAUUAAGUUCAUUGGACCAAUGCUGGUCCAAGACAUUCAGCUGCAUGAAGUGGAGCCCAAAUUUGCCCCCGCUCCUACUGCUAGUUGGGCCAAGACUUGCUGGAGAGACCAGUUUCUGCCUUCACCUAUUCAAGUCAUUUGUGUCAUCUGAAGCAGGUUGCCUUAUUCCCUCCACAGAUUUACAGCCUUGGCACGCAGUCCAGCUCAUAUUUAUUCUGGGCUGAGGGCAGCUGGAUAUGGUGGAGCCCCGGCUGAACUGGCAGGGUGCCGGCUCAGCCAGGCUCUGCCAGCAGAAGCCCCUCACCCCAGCUCAGCCCCGGUAGGGCCAAGACUCUGCCAGCUCAGCUGGGGGCCUGCCAGGGAAGCCCAGCCCAGUGGAAGGGGUGCUGGAAGAAGCUGGUGGAAAGUCUGAAGAAGGGGUGUUCCAGGACCAUGUUGGAGAAGGGACCAAGGGGAGGAAUUGCACAACAUCCAGCUCCCAUUUGGAGCUCUCUUAAGGGUCCUGAUGCAGGCCAAAGUUAUGCAGAGAGAAAGGUCAGUCUAAGAAAAUAGUUACAAUGCAAGUUUAUGGAGAAUGCUUAUUCUACGGUAGGGGUAUUCAUGAGAACCGGAUUUUACUUUCUGGUCCCGGUACACAGCUCCCAAUGGAGCAUGUGUUCAGCCAGCCCAGAGGCUCCCGAAUGGCAGUUGGAUGCUGUGGACCUUUCCACUGGCUCUUCCACAAGCUUCUCAUGAGUUGGAUUGCUCUGUUAGUCUACCAGCAGUAUCCAGUUUGUAACUUAUAGGCAACGUUUGCUACUAGGGCUUACUGGAGACCAAUCUCAUUUAUAAAAGUAAUUUCCUGUCAUUUUCACAGGGUGAUACAUAAAUUGCCAUGGCAACUGAGGUCAAGACAGCCCAGGCUACAGCUACAGUGCUGUGAAAAAGUAUUUGCCCCAUCUGAUUUUCUGCAUUGUUGCAUAUUUUUGGCACUGAAUGUUACUAGAUCUUGAACCAAAACCUAAUAUUAGAGAAAAGAGAAGCUGAGUGAACAAACACACAAUUUUGAUAUUUAUUUUAUUUAUUUAUUAAAGAAAGUUAGGCAGCACCCAAUGCCCCUGUGUGAAAAAACAAUUGCCUUCCUAUUAACUCAACCCAAUGAAAGGGAUUAUUAGGGCCAGGUGUUUGAAUACCUUGGUAAAAAAUCAGGCCUGAUUGGGGCCAGCUCUGCCCUGCCCAAUAGAAAUCUAACUAACUUUCAGAUUGAAGUUGCCAGCACACAGGUUCCAAAGCCACAUCAUGCCAUGUUCAAAAGAAAUUCCAGAACUCCUCCGGAAAAUCAUUGUUGAUGCAUAUCAGUCUGGAAAGGGUUACAAAGCCAUUUCUAAGGCUCUGAGGCUCCACCGAACCAGAGCCAUAUUGACCAAAUGGAGAACAUUUGGGACAGCAGGAGUGGCCGUCCUGCCAAAAUCCCUCCAAGAGCAAGGCAUAAAAUCAUCCAGGAAGUUACAAAGGACCCCAGAACAACAUUCAGGGAUCCGUACGCCUCUCUUGCCUCAGCCAAGGUCAGCGUUCAUGACUCCACCAUCAGAAAGACACUGUGCAAACAUGGGAUUCAUGGCAGAGUAGCAAGGCAGAAGCCACUGCUCACUACAAAGAACAUGAACGCUCAUCUAGAGUUUGCCAAAAAGCACCAGGAUGAUCCUCAAGAGUUCUGGAACAAUGUUGUAUGGAAAGAUGAGUCAACGAUGGAACUGUUUGGGCAACAUGGGCCCCGUUAUGUCUGGUGAAAACCAAACACUGCAUUCCACAUGAAGAACCUCAUACCAACAGUCAAGCAUGGUGGUGGCAGAGUCAUGGUUUGGGGAUGCUUUGCUGCAUCAAGACCUGGAUGACUUGCCAUCAUUGAAGGAACCAUGAAUUCUGCUUUGUCUCAGAGAAUUCUACAGGUGAAUGUCAGGCUAUCUGUGCAUCAGCUGAAGAUGAUGCACAGCUGGGUCAUGCAGCAAGACGAUCCAACACACAUCAGUCUACAUCAGAAUGGUUGAGGAACAAGAAAUGUAAAGUUUUGGAAUGGCCUAGUCAAAGUCCAGACCUAAACCCCAUUGAAAUGUUGUGGCAAGAACUGAAAGGCACAGUUCAUGCUCGAAAACACACAAAUGUCACUGAGUUAAAGCAGUUCUGCAUGGAGGAGUGGGCCAAAAUUCCACCACAGCACUGUGAAAGACUGAUCAGGAACUACAGGAAGCGUUUGGUUGCAGUCAUUGCUGCUAAAGGUGGUGUAACCAGGUUUUAAGUCUAAGGGGGCAAUUACUUUUUCACACGGGCAUUGGGUGUUUUUUAAUUUUCUUAAAUAAAUGAACUAGUAUCAAAAGUUUGUGUUUGUUCACUCAGGUUCCCUUUUCUCUAAUAUUGGGCUUUGGUUCAAGUUCUGACAACAUUCAGUGCCAAAAAUAUGCAACAACGCAGAAAAACAGAUGGGGCAAAUACUUUUUCACGCCAUUGUAAUUAUACUGAUCAUUCAGAUGCUAUGUAGACUAGACUAUAGAGCAGGGAUAGCCAACAUGGUGCCCUCCAGAUAUUGCUGGAUUCCAGCUCUCAUCAGCCAACUUGAACGUGGUUGCUAGGAUGCUGUAUGAAAGCGCCUGAAGUCUGUAACUAGAAGCAUUUUGCUCGGCCGAAGGUUGUAUUUGGUUUCCACAGAAAUCAUGUCAAGUUGGCAUUGACAGAGAAAAGUUGGAAGUUGCCCAGAAAAUACACUUUACUCAGGGUGCAAGUCACUGCUGAAGCCAAUGACACAAUUUCCAUUGAAUUUUCAGUAAUACUAAGCAGUGCCUUCAGUGUUGUUGUAAUACGCCUAUCAAGAUAUGGGGGGGGGGUGUUCCUUGUUUUUGGCACAUAAAAUACAAACCUUAUAGCUAGCUAUAUAUAUAUAUUUCUCCUUGCAUUUAAAACAAACACUGGUCUGGCUAUAGUUUUACAUUUUUACUAUGUACAUAAGUGAGAGUGUACUAUUAGAUAUAUAUAUUUGCAGUACUGCAGCACACCUUUGGUGAUAAUAUAAACAAGAUCUAUUUUGUCAUUAUGUAAGGAAAAUCACUUUGAAAUCUAUUGCAUAAACUUUGUAUCCAGAAAGAGCUCCCAAAUACAAAUAAAUUGCUGAUCCAAGAUAUUUACAUAGCUAUUGUAUGCUUACGCGGUAUAACUGACACUUUUUUUUUUAUUCUGCAUGUUCGACAACCAAGGCUACAGUCUACACAAUAAAAGCCAUUUUAAUAGAAA
This is a messenger RNA of Rhineura floridana, 5776 nucleotides long. It is a transcript of the gene CAV1, whose product is annotated as caveolin 1. Lineage: Eukaryota; Metazoa; Chordata; Lepidosauria; Squamata; Rhineuridae. Gene Ontology annotation, molecular function: molecular adaptor activity; transmembrane transporter binding; protein kinase binding. Gene Ontology annotation, cellular component: caveola; cytoplasmic vesicle; Golgi apparatus. The transcript is spliced from 3 exons. The record is from RefSeq and is a predicted model, not a curated record. Gene Ontology annotation, biological process: negative regulation of endothelial cell proliferation; negative regulation of protein tyrosine kinase activity; caveola assembly. The coding region runs from base 306 to 749 and encodes 147 amino acids.